Molecule: messenger RNA, 2110 nt
Organism: Aethalodelphis obliquidens (Pacific white-sided dolphin)
Lineage: Eukaryota; Metazoa; Chordata; Mammalia; Artiodactyla; Delphinidae
Gene: CAPZB
Product: capping actin protein of muscle Z-line subunit beta
Exons: 9
Coding region: 330-1343 (337 amino acids)
Biological process (GO): negative regulation of filopodium assembly; actin cytoskeleton organization; cell morphogenesis
Cellular component (GO): cytoplasm; F-actin capping protein complex
Molecular function (GO): actin filament binding
Source: RefSeq, a predicted model, not a curated record
CCCGGCUCCCUGCCCUGCCCCUGACCCAGGUGGUCCCCUCCGCUCUACCUAGGGCGAACCUUCUUUGCCGCCCCUGGGAAGUGAGAGUAGCUCUCCAGCCCGGGUGGGGAUGGGGGUCCCGAGGCUGUGCGUUCUCAAGUUGGAGCGGUGCCCCUUCUGGAAGGCCGUCUGGGAGCGAGCGAGGGCAGGGCGGGCAUCUGUAUGCCGGGAAGGCAGCGCGGCGCUCUGCGGGCGCUUCCCGCGGCCGCCGCCUGGGUGCCGCGGGGUGCGGUGCUGGCGGAGCGUCCUGCUGGGACCCGCGGCGCCGGGGCGUGUGCGAGAGCCGAGGGAUGAGGAUGGGGGAGCCGCGGGACGGGGAUGAACGCACAAUCGCCCUUGUGAGGCCGCUGCCGUUGGGAGGCCCCCGGGCCCCGAGGCCAACAGACGGCCCGGACACAAUGUACCCCAGCAGGCGCAGCCUCCCUUUCCCCCUCAGCUGUCAGCUCGUGAGGGUUGGAACUGCUGAUAAUGGAGGUGCCUCGGAUCAGAGUGAUCAGCAGCUGGACUGUGCCUUGGACUUGAUGAGGCGCCUGCCUCCACAGCAGAUCGAGAAAAACCUCAGCGACCUGAUAGACCUGGUCCCCAGUCUAUGUGAAGAUCUCCUGUCUUCGGUUGACCAGCCACUGAAAAUCGCCAGAGACAAGGUGGUGGGAAAGGAUUACCUUUUAUGUGACUACAACAGAGAUGGGGACUCCUAUAGGUCACCGUGGAGUAACAAGUAUGACCCUCCUUUGGAAGAUGGGGCCAUGCCUUCUGCUCGGCUGAGGAAGCUGGAGGUGGAAGCCAACAAUGCCUUUGACCAGUACCGAGACCUGUAUUUUGAAGGCGGCGUCUCGUCUGUCUACCUCUGGGAUCUGGAUCAUGGUUUUGCUGGAGUGAUCCUCAUAAAGAAGGCUGGAGAUGGAUCAAAGAAGAUCAAAGGCUGCUGGGACUCCAUCCACGUGGUGGAAGUGCAGGAGAAGUCCAGCGGUCGCACCGCCCAUUACAAGCUGACCUCCACGGUGAUGCUGUGGCUGCAGACCAACAAAUCCGGCUCUGGCACCAUGAACCUCGGCGGCAGCCUUACUAGACAGAUGGAGAAGGAUGAAACCGUGAGCGACUGCUCCCCGCACAUAGCCAACAUCGGGCGCCUGGUCGAGGACAUGGAAAAUAAAAUCAGAAGUACGCUGAAUGAGAUCUACUUUGGAAAAACAAAGGACAUCGUUAAUGGGCUAAGGUCUGUGCAGACUUUUGCAGACAAAUCAAAACAAGAAGCUCUUAAGAACGACCUGGUGGAGGCUUUGAAGAGAAAGCAGCAGUGUUAAGCCUCUUCUUCCCAACUAACCGGACACGCUGCCGUGCGCUCACUAGAUUCCUUUCUUAGAAACUCGUUUUCUGCUCCCUCCCUCGUCCCUUCCCUCCCCCCCGCCCAGGUCACACAACAACUUGCAUCACCACUGCACAGCGCCAUCUCUCCCUGAGAAUAAACCCUAUAAAAACCCUUCUUGUCUCUGAGGCCUACUUCCCACCACAUUUUGCUAUCAAAACUCAGUAUUUCCAUAGAAACCAUGUUUUCUGUUUGCCCCGGCCCCCCCGUCUCUCCACCACCACCCAUUUAUAGGCAUAAAAUACACUGUCUGUCUGCCUCCCUUCCCUCCCACCCUUUUGUUACAUUGGUGUAAAAAAUGUAAAACAAAAAAAUUUUAUGAAAUAACUGUGGUGUGUGAAAGAUAGAAGAAAAACUGGAAAUCUGAUUCCACGUGUGUUUGGGAGUUGCUUGGGGUUGGGGGUUGGCGGGGACAGGGGACAGCUCUGGGAGAAAGGAGAGGUGGCCCUCAGCGUCGUCCCGCACGCCUGGCCCCUGUCCCGCGGAGACCACACGGUGGGGGGCGGGGACCUGCGGACCGUCCUGCUCUUCUGGCCAGGUGCUUUUCUGUCAAUUUUUAUGGAAUGCAAAAGGAGUUUUUGUUUUAUUUUGUUUUUUUGUAAAGCUUAAAAAAAAAUCUACAUCUUAUACUUGAGCUUCCAUACUUAAAAAAAAAAAAAGGAAAAAAAGAACAAAAAAAUAAAUAAAAAGAAACUGGGAUGCAGU